GGGAACCUGAUGCGUUCAGUAGCCGAGAGAGAGAGAGAGUAUUAAUCCGUAACACUGCGCAGUUUAUGUGAGAGCGAAAAGUUUCGUGUGUAUUUUUUUUACGUUCUCGACGCGUAAAUCAUGUAGAAUAAACGCGCAGGUGCUGCAGCUGCGAUUUUAUAGCAGUAAAAAAUAAAAAAAAACCGCUCCGGUGAGUGACUGUGUUGAAUGCGACUUUAAAAGUACAGUUUGGAUAGAAAUUGUGCUAGGCGAUGUAGACGCGUUAAAACGUCCAGAACUGAAGUCCAUCAUGGAGGUCCGUCGAGCGCUCACGUGCGUGUUCAUCAGCGUGUUUCUGUGGACAGGAGACGCUCAGGACUCGGUACCUGAUUCAGUUUUAAACUGCUGCGAGGGCGACGUCCUUUUCCUCCUGGACUCCUCUGGUAGUGUGGCCUCCUACGAGUUCUUCCGUAUGGUGGACUUCCUCAAGGACCUCCUGCUUCCUUUCUCUUUGGAGCAGGAUCAGGUGAGGGUGGGACUGCUGCAGGUUGGGACCGAACCCCAUCUGGAGUUCAGCUUUGACACCUACAGCUCCCAGGACGGACUGCAGGCGGCCCUGGGGAGGACUAAACAGCUGAAGGGCGACACCAACACGGUGGACGCUCUACUGAUGGCUAGGAAUCAGGUUUUGAAGCAGGGCGUGCCGGGAGGUGCCAGAUCAGAUCUGCCAAGGGUUCUGGUUUGGCUCACGGAUGGAGUGAACCCCGGCGAGGUGCAGGAACCAAUGGCAAGGCUGCGGGAAGAGGGCGUGGCCAUAUUGGUGGUUUCCACUGGUCACGGGAACUAUCAGGUGCUGAGAGAGGCUGUGAGUCCACCCGCUGAGGAGCACCUGUUCUUUGUGGACAUUGAUGAUAUCAACAUCAUCAGCGAAGAAUUGAGGAACGCAAUUAUUGAGAUUAUCCGGGCCGAGAGGCUACAGGUCAAGUCGGUCACCAGCACUACUGCUCAGCUGGAAUGGAGGCCUGUGUUGGCUGGCACCGGCUACUAUGAUAUCCAGUUUGGUCCCAUCCAAACCGGGCAGACCACAGGGACGGGAGGUUCAAGCACCAGUCCUGGCACUGGUUUGGGUCCUUUUCAGAGGAUUAGGCGACCCGGAGAUGCCAGCUCGGCUAAUCUGUUUGGCCUGCGUCCAGACACCAAGUACACAGUCACGCUCACACCCAACACCAACCUGGAGUCACUCAACUCUCUCCAUGCCACCUUCACUACACUGCCAGUGGAGACUCUGUCGACAGUGAGCGUGUCAGAGUCCAGCACUAACAGUGUGCGUGUGAGCUGGGGUCCGCUGCUGCCUAACCUCAUCCAGGGGUACACGCUGGAGUAUUCAGCGCUUCCUACAGGACCGCUGCGGGUCGUCAGCGUCAGUAACAGACAGACCUCCACAGUCCUGACCGGCCUCCAGCCUGACACACAGUACCUGGUCACCGUGAGCGCGAGACAGGCCUCCGGCAGAGAGAGAGCCAUGACGGUUAAAGUCUGUACACAGGAGGUGUUGCCAGCUCUCUCAGAUCUGCAGCUGACCCCAGUGGGCAGUGAGUCAGUGCAGCUCCGCUGGAAGGGGAGAUACGAUGGUCUGCGUGGUUACUGGGUCACAUGGGAGCGAGGUCAGAGCCAGCGCUCCACCCUGUAUCUACCACCCAACCAGCUUUCCACCACCCUCAACCAUGUGCCCUCCAAUGCCCGUGUCUGCGUCUCUCCGGUGUACCAGACGGCCCGUGGGGAGGGACUCUGCUGCACUGCUUAAAUGGGCUCGGCUGCGUUGACCUGGAACUGUGGCGCACCGCUCUGCCAAACACGAAAGAUGGAGGGAUGAGCAACACCAAAAACUUCCCACAAAUGGACAGAUGGGAGGACAAGGGAGUCCAGGACACUGGAGCUGUUUGAAUAUUCAAUACCAUAGAUGGUGAUCUUUAAACACCCCAACACAACAUGCACUGAUACGCAAACCCCAAACCAUGCUUCUAAUAAAAGAGACUUAAAGAGUCUAAACUCAAAAGUGACCUUCUGAAGAAUCAGAGAAUCAAAGUUCAGUGCUAUUGACGGAUGAGACCUGUUGCCUGCUGUGCAUCACCGUAGAACAUUUUUGAGUUUAUAUCUCGCAAUUUAUAUCUUGAGUUCACAAUUCUUUUUUUCUCACAAUUGAGAUUAUAUCUCACAAUUUAGAAUUUCUUUUAUCAGAAUUCUGAGUUUACAUCGAUAUGGAAUAAAAAUAAAUAAUUGUUGUUUUUCCUUGCAAUUGCAAGAUUCCGUUACAAUUUGGACUUUGUUUCUCACAAAAAAAAAAAAAAAAAAAGAAGAAUUGCAUGAUAUAAACAGAACUGGGAGAUAUAAACUUACAAUGGUUUCCUCCACUGAUUUUUUGUUUUUAAUUGUGAGAAAAAAGGUCUGAAUUGUGAGAUAAAGUCACAAUUACCUUUUUUAUUCCAUGGCAGAAACAAGCUUCCAUACAUUUACAGUAAUGCACUUAUAAUAGAAGUCUAUGGGGCAAGACAUUAAACAGUCUAUUUUGAGAGAAAGUUACAGGGUUUACCGACUUUAUAUGCUCAUAAGAGAAAGACGGAUUAUUACUUUAACUAUAACAGACAAAAUUAGCAAUAUUAUCAUGUGGCUAUAUUAAAAACUGUGUUUUUUAACAUUUAUGUGCAGUUUCUUUAACCAAACACUUUCAAUUGAAGCCGUAAUUUUCCUUUAAAUAUCCAGAAUGUUUACGUAUUCGAUAUUUAAGUUUUUAUUAAGAGUUAUAUCGCCAAAGCAAUAGUUUGUAAAUAUCCUACUAAUGCUUUUUGAGUUAUAUUUAACAGAGAUAUAGUUGGUUACUGUAUAUUUGAGAUUUGUCUGUACAGUUUGAAAUGGGAACAAUGAGACAUUUUUGGGGGGAAUCUGAAUGACUUCCAUCACUGUUUUUUCUUUAAGGUCAAUGCAUAUAUUGUAACCGUGCUGGAGUUACACACGUUAUCAUAACUGCAGAUUUUGUCAGCCGUGAAACUCUGAAAACUGGCACGGAUCUUAAUCAUUGUGGCUAAAGUACUAAGACUUCGCAGAUGUUGCUCGCAGAUGUUUUGUGGUUCAAAAGGGCAGUGACUGGUUUGUUUGAAGAAGUGGCUCUUUCAGUGGGUCAAGUUUCUUGCUGUGCAUGCACACUGUUGCUUGUAUUUAUCAAUGUUUUUCUCUGUAGUUGUGUCUUAACAGGCAUAUGUUUGCAGACUGGAUCAAGUUCUUAAAAUAGUGUUUAGGGAUAGAUCAUUUCAUUCAUACAGUCUUUAAUAAUGGUUUUCAUCCCAUUUCAGGGUCAUUAUGUAAGAAUUUGUAGCUAUUCAAAAAAAUUCAGCAUCUGAUAUUUUGUUUGUUGCAACAUAAUAGCAAGUUGGGCUUUCUGCAUUAUGAAUAAGUGCUUGUUCAUUCCCAGCUUGGCUGCACAUCUUACACAUCACUGUUUUCACUGUUGUUUUUCAGUUAAUAAAGAAUAAAAAAGGAUCUAUUUCAA
This is a messenger RNA of Carassius gibelio (silver crucian carp), 3523 nucleotides long. Its product is annotated as von Willebrand factor A domain-containing protein 1. The record is from RefSeq and is a predicted model, not a curated record. The transcript has 6 exons. Lineage: Eukaryota; Metazoa; Chordata; Actinopteri; Cypriniformes; Cyprinidae. Gene Ontology annotation, molecular function: protein binding. Bases 290 to 1783 code for a protein of 497 amino acids.